GACUGACUCUUGCUUGCUACUGACACCCGCCCGUUGCAACAAGCAUGGCAGCUCAAGGCAGCAGCGCCUCAACAGGUGACUACCGCCUCCCGACCAGCGUCUACCCUGCCCACUACGACCUCGCCAUCCAGACCGACCUCGCGGCAUCGCCCCCAUCCUUUGCGGGAGCAGCGCGCAUCGGUCUCGACAUCCUCGAGGACACGAGCAGCGUCGUCUUCCACCUUCACCCUUCUCUCACCGUCACCCACCUUGCCUUUGGGCAGGCCGGUACCGAAACCAAGCUCCCCUUGAGCGCCAUCUCGGUCAACGCGGAAAAUGAGCGCGCGACGAUCGACCUCUCCUCCCUUGGCGGCGCCGAGGCCGGGUCCAAGGCCAGCCUCUUCAUCAGAUGGGAGGGCAAGCUCGGUAGCAUGAUGGGAUACUACCGUUCUGAUGGCGACCCAGACGAGCACGGCAAGAGGCCAUUGUAUGCCCUCACCCAGUUCGCCCCAACUUCCGCUCGCCGCGCUUUCCCCUGUUGGGACGAGCCACUCCUCAAGUCGACUUUUACCAUCUCUAUGAUCGCCCGGCCCAAGGAGACGGUGCUGUCAAACAUGAACGCCACGUCGACCGGACCAUGGACGUCGGCGGACCUCGGCGCGGCGCUGGAGCCUGGCCCCGACUCCAGCUCUACUGUCGACGCCAACGCCGACGCCUGGGCCAUCACCAAGUUUGACACCACGCCCAAGAUCUCAACCUACCUCGUCGCCUAUGCCUGCGGCGAGUUUGGCCACCUGUCCACCGAGUACCACUCCAAGCUUACUGGCAAGACCAUCCCGCUCAAGAUCUACGUCACGCGCAACCAGCUCGACCAGGCGCAGUUUGGCCUCGACGUCGCCAAGUGGGCGCUCCCGGUCUACGAGGAGCUGUUCGAGAUUGCCUACCCCUUGCCCAAACUCGACACGCUCGUGGCCCACGACUUUGAGUACGGCGCCAUGGAGAACUGGGGCCUCAUUACCGGCCGCACCACGGCCUACCUCUGCAGCGAGCGCUCCUCCCUCGAGGCCAUCAAGCGGAUCGGGUCCACGCAGUGCCACGAGGUCGCCCACAUGUGGUUUGGCAACAUUGUCACCAUGCAGUGGUGGGACAACCUCUGGUUGAACGAAGCCUUUGCCACCCUCAUGGGAUCGAUUGUCCUUCCCGAGCGCAUAUGGCCAGAAUGGAAGAUGACCUCGCAGUUCAUCAACGACCACUGGGCAAGGGCGCUGUCACUUGACGCUCGCCGCUCGUCGCACCCCAUCGAGGUCGACUGCAGCGACCCAAACCAAAUUGGCGAGAUCUUUGACGCCAUCUCCUACUCCAAGGGCGCGUCUGUCCUCCGCAUGCUCAAGGGUGUUGUCGGCGACGACAAGUUCUUCAAGGGUGUGUCGCUGUACCUCAACAAGCACCUGUACGGUAAUGCAACGACCAGCGACCUUUGGGCCGGCAUCGGCCAAGCCGUGGGCAAGGACAUUGGCGAGCUCAUGAACAAUUGGAUCCUCAAGAUUGGCUUCCCAGUCGUCUCGGUCGAGGAGCUGGGGAAUGGGCAGGUCAGGCUCACCCAACACCGGUUCCUGAUCACCGGCGAUGUCAAGCCCGAAGAGGACGAGACGGUCUGGUGGAUCCCACUCGAGAUCAAGACUGUGGAGAACGGCAAGGCGUUGGUCGACCACGAUGCGGUGCUCAAAGCCCGCACAGCGACCUUCGACGUCGCGUCGGACGUGUUCAAACUCAACGCCGAGACGGUGGGAGUCUACCGCGUCAUGUACUCGGGCGAGCGUCUGGCCAAGCUCGGCCAGCACGCCCAGCAGUUUUCGGUCGACGACCGCGUCGGGCUCGUGUCUGAUGCUGCCGCGCUCACUGCUGCAGGAUAUUCAAGGACCUCUGGCGCUCUCGACUUGGUCACGGCCCUCGCGCCAGCCGAGUCAGAGUACCUCCCCUUGUCCGGCAUCGCAGGCUUCCUCUCUGGCCUGGCGGCCAUCUGGUGGGAAGACGACGCCGUCCGCGCCGCUGUUGACAAGCUGCGGGUCGAGGUGUUCCGACCAGUUGUCGACCGCCUAGGCUACGACCAUGGCGAGAACGACGAGCCCACGCUCAAGCAGCUGCGCACUCUUGCUGUCAGCGCUGCCGCUUCGGGUGGCGACAAGGAUGUCGUGGCCGAGCUCAAGGCGCGGUUCCAGCCCUUCCUCAAACACGGCGACGACUCGCGCAUCCCGCCUGAUCUCCAGGGCACUGUGUUCCGACACGCCGUCAGCCAUGGAGGCCAGGCCGAGUACGACAAGCUCGUCGCAGUGUACAACAACCCGCCAAACCCGUCGACCAAGCUCGACGCAUUGUCGGGGAUUGCCUCGGCCAAGGAGCCGGCGCUUCUCGACAGGUCGUUUGAGAUGCUCGCCGAUACGCAAGCGGUCAAGGACCAGGAUGCAUCGUUCCUGUCCGAACUGGCAGCCAACCGCGUCGCCCGUCGCCGCACCGUCAAGUACUUUGAGGACAACUGGGAUGCGGUGCGUAAUGGCUUGUUGUGUCGAUGGCUGACUUGUGGCCAGCUCAACGCACGCUUCAGUAGCAGCAUGGGUCUCAAGGGGGCCAUCGCUGGAGUUCUCGGCACGCUCUCAAGCAAGGCCGACCUCGACGACGCUACCACGUUUAUCGAGGGCAAGGGUGCGUACCGCAUACGACGUUGCGCUAACCCUACAGACGUUCGCAAGUACAAGAACAGCUUUGCACAGGCGCUCGAAGGCAUCGAGGCGCGCUCCAACUGGCUUGUGCGUGAUGCCGAGGACACCAAGGCGUGGUUCAAGAAGCACGGCAGUUUGUAG
Molecule: messenger RNA, 2837 nt
Organism: Vanrija pseudolonga
Lineage: Eukaryota; Fungi; Basidiomycota; Tremellomycetes; Trichosporonales; Trichosporonaceae
Gene: ape1
Product: Aminopeptidase 1
Exons: 3
Coding region: 45-2837 (930 amino acids)
Biological process (GO): proteolysis; peptide catabolic process
Cellular component (GO): cytoplasm
Molecular function (GO): metalloaminopeptidase activity; zinc ion binding; peptide binding
Source: RefSeq, a predicted model, not a curated record